This is a messenger RNA of Exophiala dermatitidis NIH/UT8656, 321 nucleotides long. RefSeq lists its product as uncharacterized. The record is from RefSeq and is a predicted model, not a curated record. Gene Ontology annotation, biological process: attachment of spindle microtubules to kinetochore. Gene Ontology annotation, cellular component: mitotic spindle; DASH complex. The coding region runs from base 1 to 321 and encodes 106 amino acids. NCBI's taxonomy places the organism in Eukaryota, Fungi, Ascomycota, Eurotiomycetes, Chaetothyriales, Herpotrichiellaceae. The transcript is spliced from 2 exons.
AUGGAAGAAACCACAUCCUUCCCCGACUCAAGGAAUCCACUGCUCGACAUAGCAGGCCAGGACUCAUCGGGCGUUUCCCCGCUGGAGCAGGAAGUGCUGGACGAAUAUGAAAGGCUUGCGAACAACAUGAAGGAACUCUCAUCCACUCUCGCAUCGCUGUCGAGUGGACCAAUCACGCUUGAGAUAGCAGAGGGUCUGCGGCUGUUGGAAAGAAAGGUCGCCAGCGUCUAUACGUUGAUGAAGGCGAGUGUCUACAGCAUUGUCCUGCAGCAGGGCCAAGUGGAAGGGGACGACUUUGGUGGCGACGACAGUAACAUCUGA